AAAACAACUAAACAGUUCUUGGAGGAUUGGAUAAAUAGGAGCCGUUUGGGAGAGCUUGCUGAUUAGCAGGCAGCGUGUGCACUUUUCUAGCUCCACGUUACAUUCUAUUGUGUGCGCUCGCUCAGCACCAUGGAGAGCUCUCGGCUGCGUGUCUUGACCUUAGGCAGCUGCUUGCUCUUAAUUGCUGUGGUCUGUGGGCAAGAGGACAGUUCUGACCUGGAGACUAGGGCUCUAAGAGACUUUUACCCCAAGGACUCUAUCCCAUCUAGUGAGAAGGAACUGCUGGGAGCGCUGCAGGAAGUCUUGGAGAAAUUACAGAGUAAACGGGUCCCAUCCUGGGAAAAGAAAUUCGGACAGGUGCCAGUGUGUGAUGUUGGGGAGCAAUGUGCAGUGAGGAAGGCUUCCCGCAUUGGAAAAUUAUGUAACUGUCCUAGAGGUGCUGUGUGCAAUUUCUUUCUCUUAAAGUGUUUAUAAAAGAAACGUCAUCCAACGUCAUCUGUCAAAGCACCAGUGAUUACCAGCAAGAGAA
Spea bombifrons (plains spadefoot toad) is the source of this 529-nucleotide messenger RNA. Its product is annotated as cocaine- and amphetamine-regulated transcript protein-like. The record is from RefSeq and is a predicted model, not a curated record. The transcript is spliced from 3 exons. The coding region runs from base 130 to 474 and encodes 114 amino acids. Gene Ontology annotation, molecular function: neuropeptide hormone activity. Lineage: Eukaryota; Metazoa; Chordata; Amphibia; Anura; Pelobatidae. Gene Ontology annotation, biological process: adult feeding behavior; positive regulation of MAPK cascade; G protein-coupled receptor signaling pathway.